AUGUUGCUCACAUGUCGUUUCACAGCAGCAACUUCUAGAUUAUCGGCGUGUACUCGGUCCUUUAGCAUUGAUUUUUCUCAUGAAAAACCAGCACCUCACCAAUUGGAGCAUGUGACGACCCGUCUCACUGAAACUGUUCCGCUCAUGUUCCGCCGACGAAUGGAUUAUACUUUUUAUCGAAAAGACGUUGUUUGUGAUGAUCAAAUUUUCUCAGUUGAAAAGCGAGGAAUUGAACAGCUGAUGAGCCAUUUUGGAAUGAUUGGAACAUUGGGACAGGUCUUCUUGCCACACGUGGAAAUGGAAAUGUUAUCAGUAGCUCCAGUCAUUGACGAAGGAACGGUUCGUUGUAGAUGGAGAGUCAAAUAUGUGUCAUUUACUCGAAUUAUUAUGAAUCCACGCCUUCUUCGAUUUGAUUAUCGAAUGCAAAAUUUGAGUUGGUUUGAUGGAUACUCCGUUUUAACGGUCGAUGGAAACGGAGAAGUUUAUAAAGUGACAUUGCAAAAAAUGCAACAAGACGAACAGAAAAGUCUGCUAACUUCGACUACCGAGAAGCUCAAAGAAAAAUUGGCUCCUUCUGCUGCCAACAAUUGAUCUUUUGUGUCGGCAUUAAUUUUAGAUUUUUACUCUAUAAGACUAACAUAUAGAUCUCGGUUUCAGUUACGAUUGUAAUCCUGUAUCAGCUGCCACUAUUUGUUUUUAUUGUUUUUUUUUUACUUUUCAACAGUUUUUUCUUCCUUUUCGCCGAAUGUUAUGAAUAAACAUUGUCAUGGGUUUAUAAUAAUAAUUUAUAAACUUCGAUGUUCCGUUUCGAGAUAAAUUUAUUUCGC
Messenger RNA from Caenorhabditis elegans, 827 nucleotides. It is a transcript of the gene C27B7.2, whose product is annotated as Phospholipid scramblase. NCBI's taxonomy places the organism in Eukaryota, Metazoa, Nematoda, Chromadorea, Rhabditida, Rhabditidae. The transcript has 4 exons. Bases 1 to 591 code for a protein of 196 amino acids. The record is from RefSeq and is marked reviewed.